AGAAGACGACUCUGUUUGUUUUCCCUACUGCAGCUAAAGCUUGUCGAACACGACGGUGGCGCAGGCGGAGAAGAAUGGAUACUGAGGAGGCGGCGGCGACGAGGCACACAUGCCUGAAGCUCGAGAUUUCCGCCCCUGCGAACGAACCAAUCUUCGUCAAGGGAACGUGGUUCGAGAGUCGCUUCGACCUCGCCAUCACCGACGGCCUCCACUCUUGGGUCUGCCUCGCUAGGGAAGAGGAUGUGAGAGAUAGAGCGGCGCAGUGGGAUCAGCCAGUUUCCGAGUAUAUCCAAUUGGCGGAGAAGCACCUAGGGUUUCAAAUCCCUGGCUCGGUCUACAGGUUCGAUGAUGCCGGAGAUGGCUGCAAACGAGUUAGUGAUUCGCUUUUUUUCUUCUAAUUUUUGUCCCGUUUGGAACUUUGUGUUCAAUUUGGUUUGCUUUUGGAUUCCGAAUUCCCCUUAUGUGAAUCAAACGUCAUUAGAGGUUAGGAAGGUUGAAGGGAUUGUAUGAUUCGACCUUCUGAUGCUGUUAAUUAUGGAACCGACCCCAAAUCUGGAAUGUGGUUUUUGUAAUGGUUUGGUGGUGGUUUGAGGGGUUGCAGUUAUCAUGGAGCUUUGAAAAGGAAGGAAUGACGCUACAAUGGAGAUGGAAAUGUCAGCCAUCUCCUGAUAGUAAGAAGACGACUGCAGGGAUCUUGGAUUUUCUUAUGGAUGCAAACAUAAGGCUCAGUGAGGAAGUUGUUAGAAAGACUCGGUCAUUCGAGCGAGUCAAAGGGGAAGCUGAGAAAUGUUUGGCGCAAAGUGAGAAGUAUUGCAGUGAGAAACUGGAGUUUGAGUCUGACAUCUAUGCCAAGUUCCUUGCAGUUCUGAAUUCGAAGAAGCGGAAAAUUAGGGAGCUUCGAGAUCAACUCUCCAAGAAAGAAAUUUCGAAAAAGCAGCCAGCACAAGAAGUAGAAGAAGAUGAAGAGGAUAGCGAGGAGGAAGAAGAAGAGAAAGGAGAAUCGACUGACAGAACUGAAAGUUUCGAUGAAGGUAGUGACGGUGAGGGAAAAGAAGCUCAAGAGAAAGCAACAGCAACUUCGAAGGAUGUGACUUGGUCGACAAGCAGGAGAGGAAGGGGCAUUGGCACAAGGAGAAGAGGUACUCGCUAGGUAGGUUGGGGCUAGCCACUCAGAUCUCCCGAUGUAACUAGGAUAACUAGCAACUUGUAACAAAUUAUAAUCAGAACCUCUUACUCUUUUUUCUUCCCUUGCGAACAAUGCUCGAAAUUCGGUAUAGUCACAUCAGACAAUGAGUGCCCACUCAUCCAGGCAACGGCACUAGGAUCUCAAUUGCUCGAGCACAAAGUUGAUGGUUCUUAGGUUGGAGUUACAUCCAUUUGGUUGCAAUAGUGUUCUUCUUAAGCAACUGGUCCAAGCCUCUGCAGUCUCUCGAUCCACCUUCUUCGCACUUAUCAGCCAACUAGGAAUCAUGC
Messenger RNA from Linum tenue, 1473 nucleotides. The record is from the annotation of a GenBank genome assembly. Lineage: Eukaryota; Viridiplantae; Streptophyta; Magnoliopsida; Malpighiales; Linaceae.